AUGACCCUACGAGUCGCCGUUCAUUACCCUUGUGAUUGGGAACAAGCGCUUCAACAACAAUCGUUCUUGACUUCAGAAAUUGCAUUGCCGGAUGUCUACGAAGAUGCCGGCCAUACUUUGGUGCAUUUCUUCUAUUCAGGGAACUACGAGACGAUACUCUCGCCACCCGAUAUUGACACGUGCGGCAUCGCAGGAGAGUACAGAAGAAGCAUCCUGGUUUACCAUGCAUCCAGAAAGUGUGAGAUUCCGGGUCUCGAAUGCCUUGCUAAACAUUACGUUGAGCACUUCGGUAAAGAACUGUCUCUGCGUGACGUACUUCGCCUAACAAGGGAUGUGUUUUCGACCCUUCCUGAAGGCGAGACUUGGCUCCCGAAUUACAUCAAAAGUCAUUUGCUGCGGCUGAAGCUUGGAAAUCCAAACAACAACCUGGCAGAGCUUUAUAGUACUCUUGGUCAUGAUCAUCAGUUUGAUAACACUGUGAUGAAAAUGGUGGUUGAUAUGCUAGCGGUAAACCUUUCGGAUGAUGCAUUGACAGACGUGCUUCGGAAGCUUUCAUUGAAGCUCAGCCUGAACAGAAUUCUUUGA
Messenger RNA from Penicillium samsonianum, 585 nucleotides. RefSeq lists its product as uncharacterized. The record is from RefSeq and is a predicted model, not a curated record. The transcript is spliced from 3 exons. The coding region runs from base 1 to 585 and encodes 194 amino acids. NCBI's taxonomy places the organism in Eukaryota, Fungi, Ascomycota, Eurotiomycetes, Eurotiales, Aspergillaceae.